Molecule: messenger RNA, 2783 nt
Organism: Neltuma alba
Lineage: Eukaryota; Viridiplantae; Streptophyta; Magnoliopsida; Fabales; Fabaceae
Product: zonadhesin
Exons: 5
Coding region: 610-2391 (593 amino acids)
Biological process (GO): cortical microtubule organization
Cellular component (GO): cortical microtubule
Source: RefSeq, a predicted model, not a curated record
GUGAGGGAAACAACACCAGCUGUACGGCCUCUCUUCCUCCGUCUUCCCCAUUUCGCACUUCAAGAAUCACUCAUUUUACCGUUCCCUGCCACUUCUCCUUCACUGUUAGCCUCUCUGUUUCCGAUCUCUCCCUCUCCCUUCUUACUCGACCUCAAGCUUUGAUACGCUUCAGUGGGGUUCUUAGUGAAGCCUGACUCUUAGGAGAGGUUCCGUCCCUUUCUCCUGUAGCUAUUUUUGGCUCUUUCUGCUGCAAUGCUGUUCGAUUUGAGUUGAGAGCGUUUGUUUCUUUCACAAAGAUUUGAGCUUGACACAAGAUUCAGGGUGCGAACUCAAUGCUGAGGUGCUGCAGACUGGUUGUUUACAAAGGGAAACGUCAAAUUCGUGGCAUAGUAGAAGUUAGAUUUUGAGAUCUAAUUGUGUUCGUUUAGGUUUUGAAGAGUUGAUGGGGAUGGAGAAAGUGCAUUUGAUUUAGAAAACCACACUUGGUGGAGCGAACGAGAAGCGAACUUAGAUUCUCUCCGUAGGGGGCUUUGCGCAUUCAUUUGUUUGCCUCAUUCUGUACGUGAGUAUUAAUCCGUGCCUGGGUUGGUUGGGUUUGGAUUUUAGAGGAUGAAUCGCAGUUUCAGGGCGCAGGAGUCGCAAAUGCAAGCGGCUUUAAAGCAGAGGCAGCAGCAAAUGGGGGGAUUAAGGUCUUCGAUGAUGAAGGAGAAGGAUGAGGAACUUGCAUUAUUCCUGGAGAUGAAAAAGCGCGAGAAGGAACGUAGUGAUCUUCUGCUGCACAGCUCUGAGGAGUUCGACGCACCACUAAGUUCAAUAGGCUCAAAUGCGGGUACUUCACCCAUAUUUAAUAUUGCAGCAUCUACGCCAGCUCCUGCACGUAAGACUGGUGCUGAUGAUUUUCUCAAUUCGGAAAAUGAUAAAAAUGAUUAUGACUGGCUUCUAACCCCUCCUGGGACUCCUCUUUUUCCUUCUCUGGAGAUGGAAUCACGAAAGACUGUCAUGAGUCAGCUUGGUCCUCCAACCACACGUCCCACUGCAUUAAAAUCAAGAUUGGCAAAUCCAACCUCAGAGCCUGCUGGACGGAGCAACUUAGCAUCUAAACAACCAGCUGCCUCCCCUGGCUUGAGUUCUUCAAGCAGUGGCACACGCAGGCCCUCGUCAUCAGGAGGUCCAGGAUCAAGACCUGCAACUCCUACUGGACGCCCAACAUUGACCUCAGCUUCAAAAUCAUCAAGACCUUCAACGCCUACUUCUCGGGCCACCGUGUCUUCAAACAGGACCACAAAGCCCACGGUUUCUGCCACAAAGACUGCAGUUUCUGCUUCCAAGACCACAGUCCCUGCGGCUAAAUCCACAACUCCAUCAAGGUCCUCCACACCUUUGUCCAGGUCUACUGCUAGGUCUUCAACACCAACUUCUAGGCCUACCUUGCCUCCAUCCAAGUCCACAUCACGGGCAUCAACUCCAACUCGGCGGCCAUCAACACCAUCAAGUGCACUCACUGCUCCUUCAGUUAAGACAACUUCUGUCUCCAAGCCUGCUUCCAUGACGUCAAGGCAGCCUACUCCUGUGACAUCGAGGCAGCCAACUCCUGUGAAAUCUAGGCAGCCACUUUCGAUGGCUUCAAAGCCAUCAGUACCAUCACAUGGAACUUCGCCAACAGCAAGACCAAGACCUUGGAAGCCAUCUGAGAUGCCUGGUUUUUCUCUUGAUGCUCCUCCCAAUUUGAGGACAACACUACCUGAUAGGCCAUUGUCAGCAACUAGGGGCAGGCCCGGAGCACCCAUUUCUCGGUCCUCAUCUGUUGAGCCUGGUCCUAGUGGAAGACCUAAGAGGCAAUCAUGUUCUCCUUCAAGAGGGCGUUCUUCCAAUGGCAUGGUCCAUAUGAGUGGAAGCUCUAUGCCAGCAGUAAGCCGUGGGCACUCCAAAGCGAAUGACAAUGUCAGCCCUGUAGUAAUUGGCACCAAAAUGGUUGAGAGGGUUAUAAAUAUGCGUAAACUAGUGCCACCAAGGAUGGAUGACAAAAAUUCUCCCCACAGUAAUAUCUCAGGCAAGUCAUCUACAUCUCCUGAAAGCUCAGGUUUUGGAAGGACACUCUCGAAGAAAUCCCUGGAUAUGGCUAUCAGGCAUAUGGAUAUAAGGCGAACCAUUCCUGGAAACUUGCGGCCAUUGAUGACAAAUAUUCCAGCAUCAUCUAUGUAUAGUGUGCGGUCAGGGUCCCAACGAAGCCGGACAAUUAGCAUGUCUGGUUCUCCUCAUGCCACGAGCAGCAAUGCUAGUUCUGAAGUGAGUGUAAACAACAAUGGACUUUGCUUAGAUAGUAGUGAAGUAGAUGAUGAAAUUGGCAGUGAGAGAGGCGGCCAAUCUCCUGCCAGCGUACGAGGCAGGUAAACAGCUCACACAUUGGACAUCUCUCCGCCGAAAUAUAAUUAGGAACUGCGCUCCUAUCCCGAAUUCCAGGCAUAUUGGAUUUGGAUAUGGAACUAACCAUGUUCUGUUGUAAAGCUUAUUGGAAGUGAUUAUGUAAUCUUAUGUAUUUCAAGGAAUUUGUGACAUCAGGUAGCUCUAUUAUAUGCUGCAACGUUACUGCUCAUUUUUUUAAGCAGGCUGAGGUCUGUGCUACAUCAAAUGAAGGUUGAGCUCGUUAUGGGGAACCAUGAGACGAUCCUUCAAAGAAAUAGAUGAGAAGCGGUAUUUGAUGCUAUCAUUUGCAAUCUCUUGCUCCCCUAGACUUUCCUUCAUUGAUUUAUAAAAUUCUGAAUCUUGUGACGCGUUUUAGAUGA